This is a messenger RNA of Fusarium venenatum, 201 nucleotides long. The record is from RefSeq and is a predicted model, not a curated record. NCBI's taxonomy places the organism in Eukaryota, Fungi, Ascomycota, Sordariomycetes, Hypocreales, Nectriaceae.
AUGCGCGUUUUCGCCUUCAACGAGGAUUGUGCCGCUGAGGGACGAUUCCCUGGUCCGGGAGGUACCGAUCUACGGAGGAGGGUGAACGGAAUAGCCCUCGAAGCCUAUGAGAUGGGACGGAGCGGAGCGUCAGACGGUGAGGCUUCAGGUUUGAUUUCGGAGGAAAUUCCGAAGGGUGCAGGGUAUCUCGAGCGGAAAUGA